Guillardia theta CCMP2712 is the source of this 1065-nucleotide messenger RNA. RefSeq lists its product as hypothetical. Gene Ontology annotation, cellular component: nucleolus. Lineage: Eukaryota; Cryptophyceae; Pyrenomonadales; Geminigeraceae. The record is from RefSeq and is a predicted model, not a curated record. The coding region runs from base 1 to 1065 and encodes 354 amino acids. Gene Ontology annotation, molecular function: DNA binding; RNA binding. Gene Ontology annotation, biological process: ribosomal large subunit biogenesis; ribosomal small subunit biogenesis. The transcript is spliced from 8 exons.
AUGGCUGCCCAAAAGAACUCAAUGAAAAAGAAGAAGACAAAGGAGGAGACGCCUGCAAAGGGAGAAAGCCGGAAACCAACGGAUGAUAUGAGCACGAUGACAGACGAGAAGUUGAAUGAGCUGAUCCUUGAGAGCUGCCAGGAUAUGAACUACCUCGUCAGCCUGAUCCCCGCCGACACUUACAGAGUGCCAGACGUGGCCGAGCGAUCGAAGCCUCUCAAGUACCAGAAGAAGGUGAAAGAGACUGUGAGCGAGAAAGUCCUGAGAGCGGAGAAAAGCGCCAAGAAGAAAGCCAAGUUUGCCGUGGAUAGAACGGGUGGUGAAGCGGGGGCGAAGGAGGGGUCAGAUAGCGACGAAGGAGAAGAAUCGGAGGAUGACUCAGAGGUUGACAUGUCAAGCGAGCAGCCCAGGAAGGCAGUUGUGCCGGGGGUUCGAGCUAAGACCCCAGCUGAGCUGAAGGAGCUACUGGAGAAGAAGAUGAGUGCACUACAGCCCAAGAGAAAGGAGGGAAGGAGCGAGCGAGCCGAAAGCAGGAAACGAAAACGAGAAGAAGCCAAGGAGAAGAAGAAGAAACAGCAAGAGAAGGACAAGAAGUCCAAAAGCUUCGUGCCAAUCCCCUCGCCGAUGCCCAAAGAGAAAAGGCAAAGGAAGGAGACGGAGCAGAAGACGGAAGACUUCACCUUCGGCAGGAUGAAGAUGGGAGGAGAAGAAAUCGUCGGGGGAGGGAAGAAUAAGAACAAGAAGUACAGAGACAAGCCCGAGAAGUUGCUUGCAAAGCUCGAGGAGAAGGAGAAGAAGCUGGAAAUGCUGGGGAAAGACACCGAGGAGGGGAAAGCUUUCAUGGUCAAGGACGACAAGACGCUGUUGAACAAGACGAUCAAGAAGAAACAGAAGAUGAAGGCGAAGACAAAAGAGAAAUGGGUCAAAAGGGCAAAUGAUAUCGAAGAUCAACGAGCCAAGAAAGCCAAAGAGAAGCUGGAGAACAUCAAGAAGCGAGCUGAGGACAAGAAAAACAAGAAAAUGGGGAUCAAGUCGAAAGCCUCGAAAGGCAAGAAGAAAAAGUAG